This is a messenger RNA of Corticium candelabrum, 758 nucleotides long. Its product is annotated as ankyrin homolog. The transcript has 6 exons. Gene Ontology annotation, biological process: regulation of cardiac muscle contraction; protein localization to T-tubule. The record is from RefSeq and is a predicted model, not a curated record. Bases 96 to 659 code for a protein of 187 amino acids. NCBI's taxonomy places the organism in Eukaryota, Metazoa, Porifera, Homoscleromorpha, Homosclerophorida, Plakinidae. Gene Ontology annotation, cellular component: cytoplasm; T-tubule; nucleus. Gene Ontology annotation, molecular function: protein binding.
UCACAUGAUUGUGAAUUCUAGAUUGAACGGCUACGUUUUAUCGUUGUGAAGUACUGUAGUACAAUCUAACGCAGUGUGCGCAUGAGCUUCCAAGAAUGAGUGAGAGAGACAUCAAAAGAUUGAAUGAUAGACUACUGAGGGCUGUGUUGAGCGAGUCACGUGAUGAGGUUGAAAGUCUAUUGAACCAAGGAGCUGAAGUAGAUGCGUGUGAUGAAUGUGGAUGGACUGCACUGAUAGAAGCUUGUAGGAAUGGCUCCAAGUCAUUAGUUGAGCUUUUGUUGUCAAGAGGAGCAGAUAUCAACAGAACUGAUAAACUGGGUCACACUGCUCUAGUGGACGCUGCAUGGCGAGGUUAUGAUGAAAUCAUUGAUAUUCUAUUAACAGAAAAAGCAAAUGUUAAACACAAGGAUAUGUUUGGUAGGACUGCAUUUGAUUUUGCUAUGAUGAAUGGUCACAUGUCAACAGCUGGUCGGUUGGUGUUGGCAAGUAAAAGAGUUGAAGAUCUUACAGUUGAGACUAGUUCUCUCGUGUUCCAUUGGGCAUGUAAGAACAAGAAAGUUGAUAUUGCAAGAGAUAUUGUGGAAUGUCACGGAACAAAAUGGAAGGGCGACGUAGGGAUUUGUCAACUUGUUGUGAUUGUGUCAUUGAGUCGUGUGUGAACAGUAUGGUCGUGUUGCAUUGGAUAUUGUGGCUGUUUAUGACAACGUGGACAUUGCUGACAUCAUCCUGAAGGGAAGACUGCCAGACGGCAAUGAUGU